Ixodes scapularis (black-legged tick) is the source of this 2107-nucleotide messenger RNA. Its product is annotated as glycoprotein antigen BM86. Lineage: Eukaryota; Metazoa; Arthropoda; Arachnida; Ixodida; Ixodidae. Gene Ontology annotation, molecular function: calcium ion binding. Bases 106 to 1986 code for a protein of 626 amino acids. The record is from RefSeq and is a predicted model, not a curated record. The transcript has 20 exons.
GCGCCCACAUAUCGAUUGUCCUCUCUCUUGAAAAAAUACCUCUGCUUCUCCGUAGAGGCACAGGUCUGGAUACUGCUGCAGUCUGUCUUUAAGCAUCGGCUUACGAUGAGGCCAUUGAUUGUCUUUGCUCUGGCCGUGUUUGCCUGGGACGCUAGAACGUCCCCUGUCCUUGGAUUGGCACUUCAGAAUGAGGCGAACGAGGACCAAACAAUUCAUGAAGACCCUAAGGGAAUCUGCAAACGAGUCGGAUCCGCAUUAUGUGGAGACCUUGCAAAAUGCGUGGCUCUUCCCGCUAUAGACUCAUUUCAGUGCAGUAGCCCAAAAGGCGGAUUUUACGACGCUAACGAUAAAACAUGCAAACAUUGGCAGUCUUGCGGUCCGUUACCGUGCAAGAUUGGAUACUGCGAUGACGGAAACGGUUCAAAGAAGCGUCACUGCAAAUGCGGGGGGAUCCCGGGGCUAACAGAGUUCUGCAAAAUAAAUAAAGAGGCAAAAUUCAAGUGCCAAGAGUACGGUGCUACAGCUGUGCUGAAGGGAGAUGAAGUUUCGUGCGACUGUGGACCCGCCGAGAAGUUUAUCAACAAAAAAUGCGUUCCGGUGGCCUGCCUGAACUUCAAUAUGACGUGCGAGGAAUUGUGUCAGAAAAAGCUCCUAGACAAAGAUGACCGCUGCUGUCAAGGAUGGAACAUCGAAAACUGCUCGAAAACGCCAGACGAGACGCGCUACUGCAAACCUGGAUAUAUAUCAAGAAACGACUCAUGUGUUGAUGCGUGCACGGCAAAAGUCGCAGAUCCUCUUUGUCCUGAUGGCUGUAAGAGCUCAGCAACUGACCGCCCCUUCCAAUGUAUAUGUAAGAAGGGAUUCCAACUGGCGGAAGAUGGUAUAACCUGCACCGAGAGAAGAGUCUGCAAUGAAGAGGAAAAAAAGCGUUGUCGUAAGGACCAGAUCUGCGGUAUUGUAAAUGAGGAGGUCACAUGCAGUUGCAAGAGCCAUCAACAAGAGAAGGAUGGAGUUUGUACAAAUGAAUGUUUUGUCAAGAAAUGUUCCGACCCGUUCGCAAAUUGUGAGGUUUAUUUAGGAACGGAAAAAUGUUUUUGUGCAAGACCUCUUUUCCCCGCCGGAAAUAACACUUGCGGACUAGAAAAAUAUUCAUAUAUUCUGACUUUCCGUACCAAUGAUACGUCACCUUACACCGAUGAUUUCUGCGAAAGCAAAAAAGAAGACAUUCAGAAAGCGUUAAAGACACUUUUUGGAGCACAACUGGUGGAUGAUACCCUCUUAAGUUGCAAAGAGGACUUCGUUAUUCGUCUAGCAUUCUCACAAAAGCAAGAUCCGGCGGUCCUCAAGCGUAUAGAAACGUGCCAGUACCUCCGUGGCGACGUUUGUAUUUUCCCUCCAAGGCUCUACAUAAAGGAAGGAUCCGCCAAACUGGAAGAGGAAGAUUUGUGCACAGAAUUUUUCCAAAAACAGUUGAAUCAAUCAAACGGAAUGUAUGUGUGCCAGAAAGUUGGAGAUAACUAUUCGUUCAAGUGCAGAGACGGUUUAUUCAGUUAUAACGAGGUUACAUCGGGUCGAUUAACGCGCUGGUCCUGUGCAGAUAAGCGUGAAGAUAUACCGCCAGCAUCAUCAGAAUCACCAAAAUUGGUGACUGACAAGGAGCCUCAACCUGGAACAGAGGGGAAUGUAACGAAAAAUACUCCAGUCCCAGAUGUGACUGACAAGGAGCCUCAAACUGGAACAGAAGGGACUGUAACGAAAACUACUCCGGUCUCAGAUGAUUGUUGCUUGAUGCCCGUAGAUCCCUGCAGUCCAAGUCCAUGUGUGAAUGGGGGCGUUUGCAAGCCCGGCACAGGAAAAACAUUUACGUGCGAGUGCCCAAAAGGUUUUAAAGGAAACCUGUGCGAGGAGAAGAAUAGCGGUGUUUCAGUUCAAGCACCUGUGACUGCCAUUUUGGGAAUUGCAAUGAGUUUGCUUUUACUUCGGUAGUAAGCACUACGCUUCUGAAGGUGUGCAGUCGUGACAGUGAAAAGAGCAUGCAUCGGGAUGUAAUAAAGAUUUAUGUUUAUAACACUACGUUGAAUUGUAGUAAACUAUCUUACAACACGUU